GGUGAAUGCUGAGGAUUAUAGUGGCACAAUCAUGCCAGUAAAGCUCAGUAUUACCCCAAACUUCAGGUACAUACUGGACUGGUGCCUUUUGCUGAAAGUAACUAAGGGGGUUAGCUGAAAGCAUAACUGAGUCUGCCCAGUGAGAAUUCUGAAGCCAAAGUUGGGAGGAGCAAGGCCUGGCAAUUUCUAGUGUUCUGCCACUGCAGCCGCUAAGUGAAAACAGAAAUGUGCCCAAUGAGACCAUUUUUACAGGUAAGCAUACCAGUCUAGACACUCAUUCCUCCAUGGAAGAGCUAACUUCUGAACAGAAAGAAAUGGUCAGUGUCUUUGGAUAUAGGUUGUCUGUUUUACUAAUAGGACAUGCUAGUGGGAUGAAUGGCUGGAUCACUUUGCUGCUUCAUUGGUUACACACUCUAUAUGCUAUUCUAUAUAAAUCUUCAUUUAUGGAUGGUUUAAAAUAUUCCAAUAAGUAGUAUCACCUUUGCUUGACUUCCUUUUACUGACAAAGUGGUUUUGGAUUCUUUACAGCCAGAACCCAAAGGCAGGCAAGCUCAAAUGCCUCCUCCUUAAACAUGUGUACAUACCAAUUGCAGGGAAAUCACUUCCAAGAAAGUGACUGCCAUCCAAACUAAUGCUGCAUUUCUGCUAAGUCAGAAGUUCGAGGUCCAGACUAGUGUUGCACUGGUGCAAAAGGGUGCCUUUUUGGAAUGCCGCAAACUGUUGGGAGGUGACUCUGGGGAGGAACGUAAUUCACAUUAGACAUACUGGGGGAACCCCCCCCCCAGAUUUGCAGCAACACCCUCUUAUUGUUGAUGGCCUUAUUUUGACACCAAGCGUGAGGCAAUCCAUGACUCUGAGAUAAUAGGAAGCAAUGACAACAUGACCCUAUUGCUGCUGCUGUUCCUGAAAACACCCAUUAAUUCACACUGUCUAAUGCUGUUCAGGCACAGAUACAGAAAACGAUGGGUGACAAUAACUUUAUUUGUAUUAGAAAAUAAGUCAGGGAAAUGAAUGAGGCAACAACUUGCACUUGAUAUUUUUUAUUCUGUGAUCAUUUAAAAUUAGGCUAACAUUUUUUAGAUCCAUAGUUCAAGAAGGGAAAGAUAGGUAUAUUUUUGAACUGCCAAGAGCCAUCUGGGUGAGGCAGUAUAAAAACCUAAACAAACAAAUAAAUAAAUAAAUAAAUAAGAGGGUAAACUCCUAAUGUAUACAUAGAAAUUCACCAUUCCCUCCCCAUGUUCAGUUUGAAAUGUUACAAUCUAAAUAGCAAUAGCACUUACAUUUAUAUACCGCUCUAUAGCUGGAAGCUCUCUAAGCGGUUUACAAUGAUUUAGCAUAUUGCCCCCAACAUUCUGGGUACUCAUUUUACCGACCUCGGAAGGAUGAGUCAACCUUGAGCCCCUGGUCAGGAUUGAACUUGUAACCUUCUGGUUACAGGGCGGCAGUUUUACCACUGCGCCACCAGGGGCUCUUAAGUCAGGCAGUCAGGCCUUCAUGUACUUUCAUUUGGUUGUGAUUACAAAUCACACACACACCCCUAAUUUGCAACAACAAAAAUGUCUCAAGGCAUCUUAGAUAGCAAAAGGAAAAUGAAAACAAUUCCUAUCCCAGAAGGCUGCCUCCUCUAAAAAGAAGCCCAAGGGAGACAUUAACAAGAUCCUCUGGGAAGGCUGCGAUGCUAAAUUGAAUAGGCACACUUGCUCUCCACUCAUGAAAAAUAGGACCGUCUCCCCUUUAAAAAAUGUGCCCCUUUUACAGUUAGCAGUUAGCAGGGCAGUUGGCAACAUUCUUACCUAUUACCAGCUCAGAACUCUACAGAGGGGUUGCCGUGGCGCCCAGCUCAAACGCUCACAGGUCUUCCUUCAGGCGAGGAAGGCAGCUUGAAGACCUGGAUCUUUGCACGCUACGGUCUUGAGCCAUACAUACUGGUACAUGCUACAGUACUUGGCAGAUACAUGUAAGUAUUUGCUAUGAAGCGCUCCCGCCUUCUCAAAGAGUAAGAAGUCCAGUGGUAGUGCUGCUGCUUUUCCAUUGGCUAAGGAAGCACUUGAGAAUUACGUUCAUGUAAUAAUGGGUUGUAUUUCCAAGACUACAGGUAGAGCAUAGCUGAAGCCAUGGAUUUCUGCUGCAGACAGCAAAACUGCUGAUCCUGCCUCAGAUUCCCAAAGAGAACAAUUGCUUGGACUCACAGCUUUCCAGGCUGCUUCUGGUCCAGCUAAACCUACACUCCUCUACCUCUGAUUCAUUCUCCCUGUCUUUGCAUAUGUGAACUCCUCCCUCUCUUUUGACUGAUUGACUGCCCUCCUCCCCCACACCCUUUAAAAUAUAACAACUGAAGGCUGCUGAGAAAAGGCCAUUCCAGGAACGUAACUAUAAUAGGGCAAGGGGAGAGAGUUGUCUGGGGCCCAUUGCCUUGCCCCCCCCCGACCGAGGCUAGUCACAUGACUGACCCCCCCAGCCACGCACCCGCCUUGACAUCCUCCAGUUGUAUUCAUACUCCGAAAUUGAUGUGAGGGUUAAGUUACCAGAAGCUACCAGAACAGCAUGUAUUUCUCUAGUACCAUUUAAUGACUUGCAUCGUCCACAAUUUACAAAACCUUGGAAAAAAUAAUUUAGGAUGAUAUUCUAUUGUGGCACAUAGGGGUGUGUGUGUGUGUGUAUGUGUAUAUAUACACACACACAUACACACACACUUUUUCUUAGCACUAUUCAGCCUCAUUUAAGAUUUAUUUACUUCAUGAGCUGAACUUCAGUGAGGGGAGUGGGCCAUUUUAAAAUCCACUCCAACCUUGCUAUGCCCCUAGGCCAUUCAUUGAGGUCAUUCACACAAUCAAAAACUGGGUUCUUCCCAGUUUGGGGAACUGUGUGCACUCCCAAUUUUCAGUUGUGAGGAGCAAGGUAAAGAGGAAAUCCUGGGUAGAAGUGAUUGUGUGGAAGCAAGGUUGUGGGAAACCCUACCCAGGUUUUCCUCCUACAUUGUUUCCACAGAAUCACUUCUACCCGGGUUUCCACCUACCUUGCUUAAUCACAAAAUUGGGAGCACAUGGUACACACCUGCCAAACCCUGCUACAACACAGGUUUUGGUUGUGUGAAUGACCUCAGUGACUUUGGUUAGAUGUCUGUGAGAGAAAACUGCAGCAAAACCAUUCACAGUAAUCAAUAUAGCCAAAACUGUGUGGGUGGGUGCAGAUGCUGCUCAAAGUAUAGAAUCCGCUCCUUUUCUGGGCACGUAACCUUUCAGCCUAGUAUUUGAAUCUUGACCUGUUGACCGCUUUCCCAGGAGCCCUUUCUACUUCCUUGUAAAAGGACUGUUGGGAGCUUGGUGGUGGGGCAGUUUAAGUAGCUUCAAGAAGUCUGCAUUCAAAGGUGGGGAAACAGUUCCUGACACUUAUAAUGGAAGAGGCAGCAGACUUCCAUUCUUACGUUUGCAGGUGGGAUAUGUGAUGUUCUAGAACAAAGUUCAAAGCUGAACAGGGUUCUUAUUGGUGCAAUUCCUUGUCCAAACUUUAAAAGAUGUACUUACAUGUGUAUAAUGGCAUAUACAUAUGUGUGUGUGUUUUUUCCAGUAAAUCUGCAGUUUCCAAGAUGGGCGACGUCGUAAUCAAUACCGUAGUAUCAACUGGUGCAGUAUUAAAAAUUAAGAAAUGCCUGGCUGAGGUCAGCUUCUUUCAACUUUGUGCCUUUUUCCUGAGCCUUAGUGGAUGGCUUAUGUGUAUGACAUCCGCAAUCCUUGUCCAGUGGAGAGUGUGGCACGUUAGUAACCACUAUGGUGGAACCAGCAUUGCUUGGAUUGGGAUUUGGGAGACCUGCCGUGUUGAUGAAGAUCCGUCUAUUGUUGAUGAGCAAAAUCUCAUGAACUGUACAGAACUCAGCAACCUACACACCUUCCUCCCCAGUGAGAUUAUAGCUGCCCAGAAUCUCAUGGUACUCGCUACCAUUGCGGGGGCAGUGCAAACAGGCUUUCUCUCUGUGGCCUUCUUAAAUAUAUAUAAGAAGCAAAAACAGAGAAAACAUGUUUCCAACCUUUUUUUGAUUGCAGGCCUUCUAAAUUUAUCAUCAGGAAUAGGUGUCUUCAUUCCAAUUGUUUGGAAUAUGGUUUCUGUCUUGUCAGAAGCACCAAUUUUCUUCCCUGAAGAUUUCCAUUUACCACAUAAACCAGAAUACCAAUAUGUUGGAGCUGCGCUUCCGAUUGGGCUGAUUUCUGCUAUUUCCCAGAUCUUGAGCGGAUGUUUUAUUCUGUGCAAUAACCAUUUGGCAGUCAAGAAAAUGUCAGCACUGGCAACAGAGGCAUCUGCAAGGGCAAGUGAAACCACUCUUUGUCAAAAGUGUUCAUUGUCCUUAGUGCCUAAAACCCCAAAGCCAGAGGAAUCUGCUUCUGUGACCAUCGAGAGCCCAUUGGACGUGCAACACAUUGAAAACCCAUCUGUGAUUCUCCAGAUGGAUAACUUCUCUGAAGACGUGACCAAUCCCAGGGAGCCUGUUCCAUCACUGCCCAAAAGUCACAUUGUAUUGGUGACUCCAUACACUGAACCAACAGUUGGUGAUGAAUCUAAAUAAUCAGAUUCUAAACACACCAGGACAUGAGCUGUAUACAUUUGAAAGUUAUAGAAACCUUUGAAAGGGACAGUGGGUCUGUUUAUGUUGCAGGAAUAUUUGUUUGUUUGUUUAUUGCUGUAGGGGUUGUUUUUAUACUUUGGGGAUAACUUUUGUGCUGUUAACAAUAAUGGCUGUUUUCAUGGUAUAGGCUACUAUUAUCUUUGAUAGUUUUAUGUUUCUCACCUUUUAUUAAAAAUAUCCAGCUAUUUUAAUCACA
This is a messenger RNA of Hemicordylus capensis (graceful crag lizard), 4814 nucleotides long. RefSeq names its product claudin-34-like. NCBI's taxonomy places the organism in Eukaryota, Metazoa, Chordata, Lepidosauria, Squamata, Cordylidae. Gene Ontology annotation, biological process: bicellular tight junction assembly; cell adhesion. Bases 3515 to 4558 code for a protein of 347 amino acids. Gene Ontology annotation, cellular component: bicellular tight junction; plasma membrane. The record is from RefSeq and is a predicted model, not a curated record. The transcript has 3 exons. Gene Ontology annotation, molecular function: structural molecule activity.